AUGGAGUUUCUCGAGCUUUCUAGCAUAGCCAUGGUGAUGAUUUUUCUCUCUGUGUCCGGGAGAAUAUUGUUUUCCUGUUGGAUUAAACCAACCCUAGUGCAUCAAAAGCUUCGGAGAAACGGAUUUGGAGGUCCAACUCCAAGUUUUCCGUUGGGUAAUAUCACUGAGAUGACUGAGAAGAACGGUGGUUCUUCAUUGAGGUCCUCGAAUAUUACCCACCAUGAUAUACACUCAAUUGCUUUCCCCUACUUUGCACGAUGGCAAAAGUUGCAUGGAAAAGUGUUCAUGUACUGGGUGGGGACGGAGCCCUUUUUAUACAUAGCAGAGCCGGAGUUCCUGAAGAAAAUGUCGGCAGAGGUGGUGGCAAAGAGUUGGGGAAAGCCCAAUGUGUUCAGAAAUGAUAGAGACCCCAUGUUUGGCAAUGGUUUGAUUAUGAGUGAAGGUGAUAACUGGGUUCGCCACCGCCAUGUCAUCACUCCCGCAUUCCACCCAACCAACUUGAAGGUCAUGGCUACGUUAAUGGUAGAGUCCACCACUAGAAUGCUUAAUAAGUGGGCCACGCUCAUCAAUUCCGACAGACCGGAAAUUGAUGCUGAAAGAGAGAUUACGACAACGGCUGGGAUCAUCAUUGCUAAGACAAGCUUCGGAAUGAGUUUCAGCAGUGGACAGGAAGUGUUGAAAAAAUUAAGAGCCCUGCAAGUGACUCUCUUCAACUCUAACCGCUUCGUGGGGGUCCCUUUUAACAAAGUCUUGUGCCCUAUGCAAAACCUAGAGGCCAAAAUGCUGGGAAAAGAAAUCGACCGACUGCUUUUAACAAUCAUAACUGAGAGAAAAAAAUCGAUUGAAGAGCAACGUCAUCCUUCACAGGACUUGCUAGGAAUGUUGCUUCAGGGGAGUCGUACUGUAGAUGGCAAUCCAGGGAAAUCCUUAACAACACAGGAACUUGUCGAUGAGUGCAAGACUUUCUUCUUUGGGGGACAUGAGACGACAGCAUUGGCAAUCACUUGGACAUUGCUACUUUUGGCAACGCAUCCAGAGUGGCAGAAUCAGUUGAGAGAUGAGAUUAGAGAAGUAGUUAAAGAUAAAGAAAUUGAUGUCGAUAUGCUUGCGGGACUAAAGAAGAUGGGAUGGGUGAUGAAUGAGGUUCUUCGACUGUACCCAUCAGCACCAAACGUACAAAGGCAAGCGAGAGGAGACAUAGAUGUAAAUGGCCUGACAAUUCCGAAUGGUACCAACAUAUGGAUCGACGUAGUGAGCAUGCACCACGAUCCGGCUGUGUGGGGAGAGGACGUGAACGAGUUCAAGCCUGAGAGGUUCAAGGAUGACAUAUAUGGUGGGUGCAAGCACAAGAUGGGAUACUUGCCUUUUGGUUUUGGGGGAAGAAUGUGUAUUGGUAGGAACUUGACGUUUCUGGAAUACAAGAUUGUCCUAACCCUAAUUCUCUCUAGGUUUUCCUUUACUCUCUCCCCAGCCUAUUCCCAUUCUCCUUCUAUUUUGCUCUCUCUUAGGCCUCGGUAUGGGAUGCCCAUCAUAUUUAAACCCCUUUAG
Juglans microcarpa x Juglans regia is the source of this 1548-nucleotide messenger RNA. Its product is annotated as cytokinin hydroxylase-like. Lineage: Eukaryota; Viridiplantae; Streptophyta; Magnoliopsida; Fagales; Juglandaceae. Bases 1 to 1548 code for a protein of 515 amino acids. The transcript is spliced from 4 exons. Gene Ontology annotation, molecular function: oxidoreductase activity, acting on paired donors, with incorporation or reduction of molecular oxygen; iron ion binding; monooxygenase activity. The record is from RefSeq and is a predicted model, not a curated record.